Messenger RNA from Eucalyptus grandis, 696 nucleotides. RefSeq names its product L10-interacting MYB domain-containing protein-like. Lineage: Eukaryota; Viridiplantae; Streptophyta; Magnoliopsida; Myrtales; Myrtaceae. Bases 1 to 696 code for a protein of 231 amino acids. The transcript has 3 exons. The record is from RefSeq and is a predicted model, not a curated record.
AUGUCUCACCUGCAUUUGUUUAUAUUGCAUUUAUUAGUAGAUGGCAAGUUCAUCAAGGAAAAGGCAUUUUGGAGCCCUGAAGAUGUUGAAACAUUUUGUAAGUUAUGCGUUGAACAAAUUGACAAUGACAAUCGUCCUGCAAACAACAAAAUAGAUGGAUGGACGGUUAUAAUUAAGAAGUUUGAGGACCUAAAGGGCAAAAAGUAUGAUAAAGGUCAAAUGAAGAGUAAGUGGGAUAAUCUUAAGGAAGAUUGGAAAAGAUUGAGGACAUUGAUCCUUAAGGAAACUGGAUUAGGAUGGGAUCCAAAAAAGAAUACCAUUGAUGCAAGUGAUGAAUGGUGGGAGAGGAAAAUUCAGGAAAAUCUUAAGGUUAGACAUUUUAGAAUGAAAGGCAUACAUCCAGAUCUUCAAGUUUUAUUGGAUAGAAUGUUUGGAGAUACUGUUGCCACUGGGAGCAUCACAUGGAAUCCUACACAAGGCUUACAUAUUGAUGAGAAUGUUGUCGCCGCACAAUUUGACAUCGGUGGUUCAGCAGGAGCAGGAUUUACUGAUGAUAAUAUAGAGGAUGAUGUGGGUGAAAAGAGCAGUGAACAACAUCGAAGUGAUAAAAGAACGUCGCAGAGUUCGUUAUGGAUGGCUCUUCUGAAAGAGAAAACCAUGAAAAAGAGGAAGAAGAAUAUUGGCAACUUUGUGUAG